CCCCAUCUGCCGAGCUGCGUCCAGACACUGCGGAAUCUCCCACCAUCCGGACAACUCCAUACAAGCUCGAAUCGCCUAGUAUAAUGGGUACAUCCGAACCCUACGAAGCUACCUGCCGCAUUUCUUAAAAUCGUUGAAAAUUCAUAGCCUCCUCAGAGGACGGAGACAUAGGGUCGUCUGCUACCAAACUCAACGAAGAGGACCAAGCCGCCCUUCGCAAAUUACUUGACUAGGCGAAACCGUGAACGAUAGCGAGGGUUGCGCAAUACCAAGCAGGCAUCCGCACGUUGUAGUCCUCUUAUAAUGCCUUCGCUCCAAUCCACAGGGCUCCUGCACGUCUGUAGUCACUGACGGACGAUCCUCAUGGAGUUGUACGACUACUGGUUGGCCCUCCUCUCUUCCUAGAGUUACAUGGGAUGCAGGGCCACGUAGUCUUCGCCUACAGGAGUGGAGUACGAUCUUCAGCGGUCUCUUCGCCAGCUUCCUUCCCGGCCUCUCGGGCUUGUCCUCCCCUCCAGACCUCGUUCGCACCAUUAUCCUACACGGGGGACGGUUUUCUUCUAUGUCACUCCCCGUCGCUACUAACUCAGUGGGCCGCCUGCGAAUUGCGCUCCCGCGAAAGGUGCUACAACUGGAGACGCUACUUUUGCAUCGCGGAUGUGGCAGUUCCACCACUGGCACUCACGACAAGCUAUCGCAUGCUCGCUUCCAGUCCCACAUCUCUUCGGAGAACAUGCCUCGCCUUCGCACUCCCAGCGGACCUCCCCGCGCGGUGGGCGCUAUUACCAGCUGAACUAUCAGCGGGUGCGACCCUUACGCAUGCCGGAGCUGGUGUCCGUACAGACAACCCGACUGCGGCUACACUACCCAUGAACCUAAUCUUCUUGGGGCGACGUUCGGCUUCCCGGACCCGUCUGCGCGUGAUGGUAAACAUCGAAGACGAGACUCCAUCCCCGGCCGCCCCGUUGAACCCAUUAUGCUUGCCUCGCCUACGGAAGCUCACGAGUGGGAAGGCGAACUUGAAUCCAGACAGGUGGACGCACGUCUGGCUCUUUGACCUCAAUGUCGCCCUGGGCAUCGACCAGGAUCUAUCGAUUCUCUCCCGCUCGGUGCUCCUCUUACCCUCCAACCUCCCGACGCACCCUGCGCUCCCCUCCAUCACGCUCACCAUCUCACCUCCGACGCUCAGAUGUUGCCUCCACUGCUACGUCGGGGAUGCGCUGCCUCUCGAUCUUUCACCGUAG
This is a messenger RNA of Dichomitus squalens LYAD-421 SS1, 1244 nucleotides long. RefSeq lists its product as uncharacterized. The transcript has 2 exons. The record is from RefSeq and is a predicted model, not a curated record. Lineage: Eukaryota; Fungi; Basidiomycota; Agaricomycetes; Polyporales; Polyporaceae. The coding region runs from base 417 to 1244 and encodes 275 amino acids.